UGCUCCAGAUCUGCCUCCUGGGCGCUAGUUUAAAAAUAAAGGAUAUUACACAUCAUCCUCCUCCUUCUCUUCCUCCUCCUCGGCGCCGGUGCGGAGCGGCUGGACAAAGGCGAUGCGGGGGACGAUGCUGUGUGAGUCAGAGGCACGGGUGGCACCGGCAGAACCGGUCCCUGUGGCUUAUUGUGGCUUGGAUCCUGCAGGGGACUGCGAGGUGUCGCUGGACGAUGUGCGGCUCAACUCUCCAACUAGAGCUGAGGCCCGCAGCCCUGAGCCAGCUGAAGACAGGAAGGGAGAUGGACAUCGGACAGACACUCUGGGUUUCAAAGGAACCUCUUCGCCUUCUGCCUCCAGCGUCUGGACCACGCGCCGGGAUGGGGAGGUCAGGCUGAGGAUGGAGGAGCAGGGUCCAGGCAGCGAGGUGCCCAAGACAGUUCAUGAACUGUUCAGGGAAGCUGUCAGUAAAUAUGGAGAUUAUUAUGCCCUGGCAUCCAAAAAGAACGGCCACUGGAUAAAACUAACGUACAAGAUGUACUAUGAGGAGUGCUGGAAAGCAGCAAAAAGCUUCCUGAAGCUGGGGCUGGAGCGUUUCCAUGGAGUCUGCAUCUUGGGAUUUAAUUCUGCAGAGUGGUUUAUUGCUGACAUUGGAGCCAUCCUCGCGGGCGGAUUUGCUGUCGGUAUCUACACUACGAACUCUCCUGAGGCCUGUCAUUAUGUAGCAGAGAACUGUAGUGCCAACGUGGUGGUUGUGGAAAACCAUAAACAGCUGCAGAAAAUCUUAGAGAUUCAGCAAAAACUACCUCAUCUGAAAGCUAUUAUCCAGUAUGGGGAAGAGCUGAAAGAGAAGAGGCCAAAUCUGUACUCUUGGAGUGAGUUCCGGGACCUUGGCAAAGAUGUUCCAGAUGCUCAGCUCCACGAAAUCAUUGCCUCUCAGAAACCCAACCAGUGCUGUACCCUAAUAUACACCUCGGGGACAACGGGGCAGCCCAAGGGAGUGAUGCUCAGUCACGACAACCUGACGUGGACGGCGGGGGCGGCCGGGAGGUUCAUCAUGCUGACAGAUGCCAAGGAGAAGCAGGAGGUGGUGGUCAGUUACCUGCCCCUCAGCCACAUCGCCGCUCAGAUGUCGGAUAUUUGGUCGGCAAUGGCAUUCGGUGCCCAGGUUUUCUUUGCUCAGCCAGACGCAUUAAAGGGCACCUUGGUGGACACCCUGCGGGAAGUGAGGCCAACUGCUUUCUUGGGAGUUCCUCGCGUCUGGGAGAAAAUGGAAGAAAAAAUGAAAUCCGUAGGAGCGAAAUCCUCAGCGCUCAGAAGAAAAGUGGCAUCGUGGGCCAAGGGAGUAGGGCUGCAGACAAACCUCAAGCGGAUGAAUGGGUACUCUGAAGUGCCCGUGAAUUUCCGCUUGGCCAGGCACCUGGUCUACAAGAAGGUGCGAAAGGCCAUUGGGCUGGACCGAUGCACCAAGUGCUACACGGGGGCUGCUCCCAUCACCAGGGAGACUCUGGAGUUUUUUUUAAGCUUGAACAUUCCCGUGCUGGAGCUGUAUGGCAUGAGCGAGAGCUCGGGGCCUCACACAAUCUCUCUCCCUCACGCCUUCAAGCUUAGCAGCUGUGGGAGGGAGAUGACAGGCUGCCGGACGCUGAUCGACAAGCCUGACAGCGACGGCAACGGGGAGAUCUGCUUCUCGGGAAGGCACAUCUUCAUGGGCUAUCUGAACAUGGAGGAGAAGACCAGGGAGGCCAUCGAUGAGGAUGGCUGGCUGCAUUCGGGGGACCUGGGCAAGCAUGACAAGGAUGGAUUCCUCUACAUCACGGGCAGAAUUAAAGAGCUCAUCAUCACUGCGGGAGGUGAGAACGUUCCUCCUGUUCCCAUCGAGGACGCUGUGAAAGAUGCCGUCCCCAUCAUCAGCAACGCAAUGUUGGUGGGAGACAAAGCAAAGUUCCUUGCCAUGCUUCUAACACUAAAGUGCACCAUGGACACAGAGACGGGGGAGCCGGGGGAUGACCUGACCCCGGAGGCCGUUGAGUUCUGCCAGAAGCUGGGCAGCAAGGCCACCACGGCCUCCGAAAUCAUCCGCACCAAAGACAAGGCCGUCUACGCCGCCAUCCAGAAGGGCAUCUCGGCCGUCAACGAGCGAGCCGUCUCCAACGCUCAGAGAGUCCAGAAGUGGGCCCUCCUGGAGAAGGACUUCUCUCUCUUCGGUGGGGAGCUCGGCCCCACCAUGAAGCUGAAGCGCCCGGUGGUGGUGCAGAAGUACAAGGACCAAAUUGCUCAGUUUUACGCGGACGUGGAUGCGCCCGCGACAGCGAACACCCUCCGGCAGUAGCGCGGGGGCUCCCUGCUGAAGACUGAAGCCACCCUGGGGGGGGAAAACCAUCCCUGGGGGCCUGUUAAAAUAAAGGGGGCUGGGUGGUAACGGCCCAGCCCCUCUGCAUCCCAUGGCUCUACAUCCCUUGGCCCUCGUCCUGCAGCCCCCGAGCCCGUCCGUGCUGCGUCCUUCCCCGUGUCUCUGCCGAGAGAGCCCCGAACAUCUCUGCUUGGUGGUUUGGUUUGGUUGGUUUUCUUUUUUGUCUUUCCAUUUUUAGAAGGGCAAAGCCAUGUUUACUGUAAAUCCAUGUAACGUUUUAACCAAAGUUUUCUUUUCCUGAGCUGAAUGUAAAUCAAUCUGGAGCUGUUCCCCCCCUUUGCUGAGGGCAGGGGGGAGGUGGGUUUCUUUUUACGCGGCUGAUGUCUGCGGUGUUUUAAGUUCUCUUUGCCCUCCACCUGUCUCCUGUCACUGCUGCAUGACUACACAGCCCCCCGCCGUGGGGCCACGGGGCCUCACCUUUGCUGGGGGGGGGGGGGGGGAAUAUUUUGAGUCUGUUUUAUCUCUUUUGAGUUGUAAUGAAGCCAUAAAUGUGUGGUGGUAGAGUAGGGUACGCAGCCUGCGCUCUGGGAGGUGUUUUACAUGAAGGGGCAUCGAUAAGGCUGUGUGUGUGUGUGUGUGUGUGCAUGGAACCUGGCUGUAGUCUUAAAAAAUCAUAGAAAUGGGGGCUGUAGCCUCCUGAAAGGGGGAGGACUCCAGGGGGGUGGGACGGGCUCUGCACCUGCUCCGGGAGCGAAGCGACGGUGUUAGGAACCCAGUUGGUCAAAGGCUGGUUCUACUGAAGGUCUGGGAUCAGCCCUUGGAGCAACU
Molecule: messenger RNA, 3172 nt
Organism: Calidris pugnax (ruff)
Lineage: Eukaryota; Metazoa; Chordata; Aves; Charadriiformes; Scolopacidae
Gene: ACSBG2
Product: acyl-CoA synthetase bubblegum family member 2
Exons: 15
Coding region: 113-2323 (736 amino acids)
Cellular component (GO): endoplasmic reticulum; membrane
Molecular function (GO): long-chain fatty acid-CoA ligase activity
Source: RefSeq, a predicted model, not a curated record